Eruca vesicaria subsp. sativa (arugula) is the source of this 970-nucleotide messenger RNA. The record is from the annotation of a GenBank genome assembly. NCBI's taxonomy places the organism in Eukaryota, Viridiplantae, Streptophyta, Magnoliopsida, Brassicales, Brassicaceae.
AACAACAACAUUUACACCAAACACAUACACAAAACAUCAUUCUAAACUCUUUCGUUAAGAAGAAAAUAAAAAAUGGUUGAGAUUAUUUCAACGGUAGAGUCUACGGCGGCGAACUGUUUGAUGCUCUUAUCAAGAGUCGGACAAGAAAACGGUGGAGAUACAAAACGCGUUUUCACAUGUAAGACGUGUCUGAAGGAGUUUCAUUCGUUUCAAGCGUUGGGAGGUCACCGUGCAAGUCACAAGAAGCCUAACAAUGAGAAUCCAUCUGGUCAGAUAAAGAAACCGAAAACACCGUCGUCUCAUCGUUGCCCUAUAUGCGGAGUGGAGUUUCCGAUGGGACAAGCUCUUGGAGGACAUAUGAGGAAACAUAGGAACGAGAACGGCGGCGGCGUCACGUUGGUUACACGAGCGUUAUUGCCGGAACCUACGGUGACGACGUUGAAGAAGUCGAGUAGUGGGAAGAGGGUGGCUUGUCUUGAUUUGAGCUUGGGGAUGGUUGAGAAUUUGAAUCUCAAGUUGGAGCUUGGAAGAACUGUUUAUUGAUUCUUGUUUUUUUUUUUUUAAUUUUCUGGAUAUAUUAGUUGGUUUCUCUCAUUCUUUGAACUUUUCCUUAAUAUUUUAGAUUGUUACAUAUACAUCUGCAGAUUUAGGAAACUUUCAUAGGGUGUAAUAUUUUAUUUCCUAGUGAAAAUAUAUUUUCCUUAGCAUUGGUGUUUUGUUAUAUAUUAGUAUUAUCUUUCGCAAGCUAGAUAUUCCAACUAUAACCGUCGGAAAGUAAUACAUAGUGACAUAAUCGAAAAGGCAAGUGAUUCAUUCAAAAAUUCAAAAGUGUACUAGUGAAGUACUAGAACACUUGGUGCUGACUAAAGAAAAGACACUGUAUGCAUGUUGCUUCAUCCCAAUAUUUAAAUUAAACACAUAGACAUUCAAGUAUUCAGUUCAUGUUGAUUAUUUUGAAUAUCAUCUAGAA